Stylonychia lemnae is the source of this 1314-nucleotide messenger RNA. Lineage: Eukaryota; Ciliophora; Spirotrichea; Sporadotrichida; Oxytrichidae. The record is from the annotation of a GenBank genome assembly.
AUGAAAAAUUUACAAACAAUCGUGAAGAUAGCUCUAGCACUUGGUCUCAUUGGUUAUACUUACCAAGCAUUCUAAUGCCCUACUUUAUCUUGUGACUCGCCAAUUGGGGGCGAUUAUUGUUUUUUGCAUUCAGGUGAUAGUCCAGUUACUUAGAUUAGAACAUUCAAAUGUCCUUCAGAUUAAUGGUGUUAUCUAGAAGAUGGAUAGUAUGCUUGGGUCAGGUCUUUUAAUCAAAACAUGUCAAGACUAGACCUAUCUUAUAAGAAUAAUUCUCAGGUAUUUUAUAGAUACACACAGAAACAUUGUGAGGAUAUCACCACAUUCUAGCAAUAGCUCCAAAACGGAAGGAAGUGCCAAGUAAGUGCGCAAUGUCUUAGUAAUACUUGUGAUGAAACAACUGGAAAAUGUAUUGGUAAAACAGAAGGUGUCAGUUGUUCAAGCCAUGAAGAAUGUAAUGUAGGUUUAGCUUGUAAUCCUGAUACCGGUUUUCCAUUUGCUACCACAUGCAAGAAAAUGUUCACAUCUGGAAUUUGUGCAAAUGACAAUGAAUGCGAUUAUACUCACUUCUGCUGGCCUAGUUUGCCUAACUCUAAGCAAAGAGAAUGCCUUUAGCUGUUCUCAUAAGAAAUGGGGAAAAUGUUUGGUGUGCUUUAUGAUGAUUUAAAGUCUCUAUUAGAAAAUAGUUUAGAAGCAGGAAAAUAUUGUAAAUCUGGAAUAGCAGCCAUAAGUACAAAUAAAAGUAUUGCAACUUGUGUUGAAAUUGAUAAAAUAACUACCAAUAUUAAUAGGAAUGAUGUGAACAGUACGACUCCAAUCAGCAGUCCAUAUUACUGCUCAUUAGAAGAUGAACACUUUAAAGCAUGUAAAUAUUGGUACAAAUCUGGUACAGGAGUAAAUUAGUAUAGCUUGAUUGCUACAGAAUACUGUGAUUGUAGUUUAGAUGAAGGAUUGAACAAUAAGAGUAUUGGAAUAUGUCCAUACCCAGGGUAGGAUUAACUUGAUACGUAUGUCGAUUCUUUAUAGCUUGUGCUUCAAUACACUAAAUGCUAAACAGUAGAUUGGAUGAACAUGGCAGCAUAGAAAGAUUGUGGGGUAGGAGCAGUGUAAGGAGGAGAGUUAUAUUCAGCCUGGUAAAAGGCUGUAUAAUCUUAAUUCAAUAUUACUUAUUGGCAAUAUAUUCAAACUCCUACUACUAGGCAAUGCAUGGAAGAAGUUAUGUCAACAAGCCUAACUAACUUAGAAAAAGAAAUAGGAAUAAUAACACAAGUAGGACUUGUUUUGCUAGCAUCUAUUCUAACUUUUAUCUUACUUUGA